Molecule: messenger RNA, 1098 nt
Organism: Colletotrichum aenigma
Lineage: Eukaryota; Fungi; Ascomycota; Sordariomycetes; Glomerellales; Glomerellaceae
Product: Protein disulfide-isomerase
Exons: 6
Coding region: 1-1098 (365 amino acids)
Biological process (GO): response to endoplasmic reticulum stress; protein folding
Cellular component (GO): endoplasmic reticulum
Molecular function (GO): protein disulfide isomerase activity
Source: RefSeq, a predicted model, not a curated record
AUGUUUCACGUGGCCUUCUUCAUUAUAGGCAGUCUCCUGCUUGCACAAGUGCAGGCAUGGAGACACGCAAGCAAGUCGGAGCUUGAUGAGGCUCUCAGGAUACGUGAGCAUACUUUAGUAGCCUUCGUCGAUCCGGACAGUUGGAGUGGCCAGCUACUUGCUACGGAAUGGGAAACUAUAACCUACUCCGACAAAUCUACCAUGAGCAUUAAUUGCGCCGUCAACUGGAGCAUUUGUGAAGAACACGACGUGCGGUCUUAUCCCGCCAUCAGACUUUACCGUUCUCCAAAGACGUUUGAAUAUUACAGGGGCCCGAGGCAAGCUAAAUAUAUCUCCGCCUUUGUCAGUCGCAGUCUACGCCCCGUCAUCUCCAGCCUGGGUCUGGAAAACGUCACUGACUUUGCUUACACCGACUCUGUUAUUUUCAUCCUUCGCCUUACAGACCGAGACGCAGGAAAGGGUCUCUACGAAAGAUUUCACGAUCUGGCUUCCGACAACGCACAUAGAUACUCGUUUGGUGUCAUUUCACGGGACCCCGAGGAUGGCCCGUCAUCACUCGACUGUUUCAACAACUUGGAUGAUGUCACACUGUCGACAACAGACUUUUUCAGCCACAUUUUUUCAUUAGAUGAAUUUCUUGCGUCCUGUGCCACUCGACUGGUUACGGAGAUGACACAUCUGAAUGAAGCUGAUUUCAUAGAGAGCGAUGUCAACGUCCUCUAUUUUUUUGAUUUCAAUCUAGAUCGUCGUGAGCAAUUCGCCCUUCACAUCAAGGAGACCGCCAGAAAAUACGCUCAGCGUCUCAGAUUCGUGACGGUCGACCCGCCAGCAUUUCCUGAUGUGCCAUCACGAAUGGGGUUGGAGUGGAAGUUUCCCGCCAUCGCACUCCAGAACAAGAAUGCCGGGCUCACGUACCACUCGGAGCAAAGCGAGUCCAUUACACCUGGGUUUGUGGAAAACUUCCUUCGGUCUGUAGCCAGUGGGAAGGUCCAGCCAGCGUCUCAAAAACACGUUGACGCUGAACCAACGGACGGCACAGAAGCUAUUCCGCUAGAGAAAGGAGAUUACCGCCAGAGAGUCAAGCACGACGAGCUUUAA